Dryobates pubescens (Downy woodpecker) is the source of this 628-nucleotide messenger RNA. It is a transcript of the gene COMMD1, whose product is annotated as copper metabolism domain containing 1. NCBI's taxonomy places the organism in Eukaryota, Metazoa, Chordata, Aves, Piciformes, Picidae. The transcript has 3 exons. The record is from RefSeq and is a predicted model, not a curated record. Gene Ontology annotation, biological process: negative regulation of protein localization to cell surface; regulation of proteasomal ubiquitin-dependent protein catabolic process; negative regulation of sodium ion transmembrane transport. Bases 31 to 615 code for a protein of 194 amino acids. Gene Ontology annotation, cellular component: endosome.
CAGCAUGGCGGCGGCUCCGCCCUCCUCAAGAUGGCGGCGCCGGAGCAGGCGCCGCCGCCGCCCGAGGGCUCGAAGCCGCUGAGCGCUCUUCUUAACGGCAUCGCCCAGGCCGCCUACUACGGCAAUGCGGACAUCACGGAGGAGCUGCUGCACGGGCAGCUCUACCCCGAGGCGGCGCCGGAGGAGUUCCGCGCCCUGCGCGCCAAGAUGAGCGGGCUUCUGCAGUCCAUUGCUUCAGCAGACAUGGAUCUGAACCAGCUGGAGGCUUUCCUCACUGCCCAGACCAAGAAGCAAGGUGGCAUCACAGCAGAGCAGGCUGCAGCCCUUGCCAAGUUCUGGAAGCACCACCGAGCCAAGAUCCACGAGAGCCUGGUGAGCCGCAGCCGCCGCGGCAGCGUCCUGAGGAGCCUCAGCUGGAGGGUGGAUCUGAAGGCACAGGCCAGGCACCUGGAGCAGCUCCACACCCCUGUGGCCAUCGUGGAGAUGGAGCUGGGCAAGGAUGGGCAGGGGCCGGAGCUGCUCUGCCUGGAGCUGGACGAGGCCAAGCUGAGCCAGGUGCUGAGGAGGCUCUCAGAGGUGGAGGAGAGCAUGGCCUUGUUGACUCAGGCCUCCUGAAUAAAGAGGUUUG